AUGAGUCUCGAAACUUUAGUUGAGAAAUGGCUGGAUAUAGAUAAGAACGAGAGAACGAGAGCGGAGAUCGAACUGCUGCGCAGAGAGGGCAAGACAGACGAGCUACUUGCCCGGCUAGGGUCACGAAUUCUUUUUGGAACAGCUGGUCUGCGGGCUAGAAUGGAGGCCGGAUUCAGCCGUAUGAACGAUGUAACUGUGAUACAAGCAUCGCAGGGUUUGGCAGAGUAUAUGUUGGAAGAGUCUUUGUCAACUGGGUCUCCCAAAGUGGUGAUUGGACAUGAUCACAGGCACAAUUCUGCGAGAUUUGCAAAGCUUACGGCGAGUAUAUUUCUACUUAAAGGUUUCCAAGUAAUUUUCCUCGGAGACGGAGUUGUUCCAACACCUUUUGUGCCUUUUGCAAUUGACCGUUGCGGAGCCGUUGGUGGAGUCAUGGUGACAGCAAGUCACAAUCCUGCUGCUGAUAACGGCUACAAAGUUUACUGGGGAAACGGUUGUCAGAUCACUAGCCCGAGAGAUUCGCAGAUCCAGGAACAAAUCUUAAAGAAUUUGGAGCCCAUGGAGGCCGUGUGGGAUUACGACCGCGUCCUGGAGACCUACGCAGACUCGGUGAUUUAUUCACGUGAAGAGAUUGCAAAGGCGUACCACAAGUCUUUGUGCAAGCAUCUAAUCAAAUCCAAGAUUACAUCCCAGUUCCGGGCUGUUUAUACUCCCAUGCACGGCGUCGGGCUGGAGCAGGUGCUUGUAGCUGCUGGUAACCUUGGGUGCGAGCUUGAGAUUGUCACUCAGCAGGCACAGCCAGACCCGGACUUUUCUACGGUUAAGUUUCCUAACCCGGAAGAGAAAAACGCGCUGGACUUGGCAAUGGAAACUGCAAAUCUCAAGGGAAUUGACCUGGUUCUUGCGAACGAUCCAGAUGCAGACAGGUUCUCUGCUGCCGUGAAGGUGGCUGGCAAGUGGAGACAACUUACCGGAAACGAGAUCGGGUUUCUAUUUGCUGAUUACUUGGCUUCUGAGCUGAGUCCAGAGCAAUUAUCGAGAUCGUAUUUUCUGAAUUCUACAGUAUCUUCGCAAAUGAUCAAAGCAGUGGCUGCUAAGAAUGGGUGCAAUUAUGAAGACACGCUUACUGGAUUCAAAUGGAUCGGUAAUAAGGCCAUAGACCUCGAAAAAAGCGGAUAUGAGGUUCCGUUCGGUUUUGAAGAAGCCAUUGGGUUCAUGUUCCCACCCAUCCACGACAAAGAUGGGAUUUCGGCGUUGACUGUGUUCCUUCGAAUGUAUGAUGGGUGGCUUCAAAAAGGUACCAAUGCGAUUGAGGUAUUGCAGAGUGGGUUUGAGAAAUACGGAUUUUUCAAGGAGUGCAAUGGCUAUUACGUGGUACCGAGGUUGGACUCAACAGAAAAAAUUUUCAACAGCACCAUCAGAAGCUCACAAAAGAAUGGCUCGUAUGAAUUUCCCCACACAAUUGCAAACUACAGAGUGGUUGCCUGGAGGGAUCUUACCCUCGGAUUCGACUCGACCACCCCAGACAAUGUGCCUGUUCUUCCGGUUGACAGUAGUUCCCAGAUGAUAACAGUUGUCUUGGAGCCUACUUUUGGCUCCGGAAGUAUCAGGUUCACUGCCAGAGGAUCCGGAACUGAGCCCAAACUCAAGGUUUAUAUCGAGGCAACGGCCAACUCUGAGGCAGCAGCUUCUGCUUUGGCAAAAGAUGUUUGGAGUGUACUGCGCGAUUCCUGGUUUAAGCCGCUAGAGUAUAACCUGAAGGAGGUUGUAUAA
Molecule: messenger RNA, 1770 nt
Organism: Kuraishia capsulata CBS 1993
Lineage: Eukaryota; Fungi; Ascomycota; Pichiomycetes; Pichiales; Pichiaceae
Exons: 2
Coding region: 1-1770 (589 amino acids)
Biological process (GO): carbohydrate metabolic process; purine ribonucleoside salvage
Molecular function (GO): phosphopentomutase activity; magnesium ion binding
Source: RefSeq, a predicted model, not a curated record